UGGGGAAUUUUUAGACCGGGACCUAUCGCUCCUUUUCCAUCGUCAAUGAUUCAAACUCUUAUGUAAACUUCUUCACGUAUUCUUCCUCUCUCUCGUUUCUCACAGACCGUCGCCUGGAAUCUUCAAAUUUUAGUCUACCUCCUUCAAUGGAUCUUUCAGUACAUACUGCAUCUCCUUCACUUCCCUUCCCGCACCACUCUUCACUUCUGUUCAAUUCCUGCAGUCAUUCGAUGCUUCGUCUCGAAUACAGAAGCCUCUACUGGAAGCCCUUGAGUUGGCGCCAAAAUCGCGCUAUAAGAGCUCAAUCUCCCAAUCAAACCCCCAACGACGGUUUCGUUCUCGAUGAUGUCCCACACCUAACUCACUUUCUUCCCGAUUUGCCGUCGUAUCCAAAUCCGUUGCAGAACAGCCAAGCAUAUGCCAUUGUCAAGCAGACCUUUGUCAGCCCAGAAGAUGUGGUUGCCCAGAGGAUAGUUGUUCAGAAAGAUACUCCAAGAGGGGUUCAUUUUCACCGUGCAGGGCCACGAGAAAAGGUGUAUUUCAAGCCAGAAGAAGUGUGUGCCUGCAUAGUGACUUGUGGGGGCUUAUGCCCCGGAAUCAAUACAGUCAUUCGGGAGAUUGUAUGUGGCUUGAACUAUAUGUAUGGUGUUGAUGACAUCCUUGGCAUUCAGGGAGGAUAUAGAGGCUUCUACUCCAAAAAUACCAUGAGGUUGACGCCUAAAGUUGUGAAUGAUAUCCAUAAACGUGGAGGCACCUUUCUGCAAACUUCACGAGGAGGUCAUGAUACUCACAAAAUAGUUGACAACAUUCAGGACAGGGGAAUAAAUCAGGUGUACAUCAUUGGAGGUGAUGGUACACAAAAAGGAGCAGCUCUGAUUUAUGAGGAAGUUGAGAAACGUGGUAUUCAAGUGGCAGUUGCUGGGAUCCCUAAGACAAUUGAUAACGAUAUUGCUGUGAUAGACAAAUCCUUUGGUUUUGAUACUGCUGUUGAAGAAGCUCAGAGGGCCAUUAAUGCUGCACAUGUGGAGGUUGAGAGUGUGGAAAAUGGAGUUGGAGUUGUUAAACUUAUGGGUAGAUAUAGUGGUUUCAUUGCUAUGCAUGCAACUUUGGCAAGUCGAGAUGUGGAUUGUUGCUUAAUUCCAGAGUCUCCAUUCUAUCUUGAAGGCCAGGGUGGGCUCUUUGAGUUCAUUGAAAAACGUCUUAAAGAAAAUGGUCAUGUGGUUAUUGUGUUAGCAGAAGGAGCUGGACAGGGAUAUGUUGCACAGAGCAUGCAUGCAGCAGAUGAAAGAGAUGCAUCAGGAAACAGGCUACUUCUUGAUGUUGGUCUAUGGUUAUCGCAAAAAAUUAAGGAUCAUUUUACAAAGGUUCAGAAGAUGGCAGUAAAUAUGAAGUACAUAGACCCAACUUACAUGAUACGAGCUAUUCCAAGUAAUGCAUCUGACAACAUCUAUUGCACGCUUCUUGCUCAUAGUGCUGUCCAUGGUGCCAUGGCUGGGUACACUGGCUUCACAGUUGGGCCAGUAAACUGCAAGCAUGCUUAUAUUCCAAUCGCUCGUGUGACUGAGAGGACGAACACAGUGAAGUUGACGGAUAGGAUGUGGGCUAGGCUACUUGCAUCCACGAAUCAACCUACUUUCAUAAGCUCCAAAGUUGAGGCCUCAUCGAAAGAAGACAUGUUUUCACCACAAUCCGAAUUCAAUUGUCCAAAUUAAAGAUUCUGCAAUUCUUUCUAAUGGAAGCUAAGAGUUUGAAUUUGAAAUAAGAGAUGAGGGAGAGGAGGAGGAGGAGGAGGAGGAGGAGGAAGGUUUGAGUGGAAAAGGGAGUGAGGUGAAGACACAUAUAUAUAGGGGGCUGGUGCUUUUGCGCAAGCUAAAAAAGGAAAGUGGACGGAGGCUUCACGUGGGUUCUCCGUUGGAGACUGGAAGCAGCUGUUGCGUAAUAAAACUCUUUUUUUUUUUUUUUAUACAUAAUAGUCCUCUUUCUUGAUUUUUUUUAUUGGCUAGUGGGAAUUGGUGGUAUUUUUUUAUUGUCUAGUGGGAAUUUGUGGGCCCAUGCCCAUCCCUUAAGUAGUAAAUGAAAAAUGACGCCACUAAUUUUAU
This is a messenger RNA of Tripterygium wilfordii, 2099 nucleotides long. Its product is annotated as ATP-dependent 6-phosphofructokinase 4, chloroplastic. The coding region runs from base 147 to 1712 and encodes 521 amino acids. Gene Ontology annotation, biological process: fructose 6-phosphate metabolic process; glycolytic process. NCBI's taxonomy places the organism in Eukaryota, Viridiplantae, Streptophyta, Magnoliopsida, Celastrales, Celastraceae. Gene Ontology annotation, cellular component: cytoplasm. The transcript has 15 exons. The record is from RefSeq and is a predicted model, not a curated record. Gene Ontology annotation, molecular function: ATP binding; 6-phosphofructokinase activity.